UCGCUGACAGCGAGGCUUCUGGAGGGAAGCGGGUCCGUUGGUCGGUUCGGAACGAGGCUGGAGCUGCCAGGCCCGCGCCUAGCCGUUGCCAUGGCAGCCACCGGCGGGGGCGCGGAAGACGAGUCGCGAUCGGGCCGCUCGAGCUCAGACGGCGAGUGCGCGGUGGCGCCGGAGCCGCUGGCGGAGGUCGGAGGCCUGUUCUCCUUUGCGGACCUCGGCGCUGCCCUGGGCAGCGGCGCAGGCCUCUCGGGCCGGGCGGUGGGCAGGGCCCAGUCCCCGCUGCGCUACCUCCAGGUCCUGUGGCAACAGGACGUCGAGCCUCGCGACGAACUGCGUUGCAAGAUUCCCGCCGGGCGACUGAGGCGUGCCGCCAGGCCCCACCGUCGUCUCGGGCCCACGGGCAAGGAGGUGCACGCUCUGAAGAGGCUGAGGGACUCGGCCAAUGCCAACGAUGUAGAAACAGUGCAGCAGCUGCUGGAAGAUGGCGCGGAUCCCUGUGCAGCUGAUGACAAAGGCCGCACAGCCCUCCAUUUUGCAUCCUGCAAUGGCAAUGACCAGAUUGUGCAGCUGCUCCUGGACCAUGGGGCCGACCCUAACCAACAGGAUGGUCUGGGCAACACGCCAUUGCACCUGGCGGCCUGCACCAACCAUGUUCCUGUCAUCACAACAUUGCUUCGAGGAGGUAUGUGGCCCCUUCCCCGUCCCCGCCCUUUUCUCCAUCUCAUCCCCAGCAUGGCUCCUCUGCCUGUUCCCACAGGGGCCCGUGUAGAUGCCCUAGACAGAGCUGGCCGCACGCCCCUGCACCUGGCCAAGUCGAAACUGAACAUCCUACAGGAGGGUCAUUCCCAGUGCCUGGAGGCCGUCCGGCUAGAGGUGAAACAGAUCAUCCACAUGCUUCGGGAGUACCUGGAGCGCCUGGGGCGACACGAACAGCGAGAACGGCUGGAUGACCUCUGCACCCGCCUCCAGAUGACAAGUACCAAAGAACAGGUGGACGAAGUGACGGACCUCUUGGCCAGCUUCACCUCCCUCAGUCUGCAGAUGCAGAGUAUGGAGAAGAGGUAGCAAGGAAGGCUGCUCCUUGUUUUGCCGCUGCCCUCGGAACUCUCUCCAGGGACCGCCCGGGGGCACCUUGCCCUUGGAUGCCGAGGGCGGAACUGACAGUCUGCAUCAUCUCUGGGUCAGGACCAGGACCACAGUCCCUGCUCCUGCUGCGUAAUGCCAGCCUCUGUAGCUACCUUCUAGGCCCACACAUGCCUUCCUAGCAGACACCACUCCUCCUGUGGCGGCCCUGUGCCUGCAGCAUGCCUCAGAGGCCCUCUAGUUCUUCCCAGCCAUGGACUUCUCUUACCGUCAUCUGUCUUGGGGUGGGCACUCUGAGGCUUCCCGGCUGCUACAGAUCUCCAAGCUUGCCCUGCCCCUUCCACCAGCACCUCAGUUCAGUCCUGCUCCUGACUUUGAAGGAAACACUGCACUGCGAGGUGUCUCUGAGCAGAAGAGGGACAUUGCUCAAGCUUAGAGCCCAAAGAAAGAUCUGCAGCUCCUCCCUCCCAGUCACUGAAACACUAGGAACGGGAUCCGUUUUACAGCCUAGUUGUCAGUGGUCGAUACUGAGUCAUGGGUCCUUAUUCCAGGAUCCUCUGGGCCUUAGGUAUUUCGACAAGAGACUGUACAGAUGCAUAACUAGAGAAAGAGGAUCCUGGAUCACUUAGGUGAGCUGAGUAUCACCCCAGGGAGCCCUGGGGGAGGAGGUAGGAGGUGACUGGCACCCUGUGGAUGUGAGAUGACUAUGUCAAGAAAGAAGCCAGGAGCUGCCAGGACAGCCACUGGUCCCUCAGAACCUCCAGCAGGGACUGGCUCUGCUGACAACUGCACUAGAGCCCAGCCAGACAUGUUUUCCUUUCUGGCCUCCAGAAUCGUGAAAAGAAAUCUAUUGGUUAAGCUGGA
Molecule: messenger RNA, 1947 nt
Organism: Arvicanthis niloticus (Nile rat)
Lineage: Eukaryota; Metazoa; Chordata; Mammalia; Rodentia; Muridae
Source: RefSeq, a predicted model, not a curated record